AUGGCUGCGCGCGGGGCGUUCCUGGCGCCGGCGCUCGUGCCCGUGAGCAGCUGCUUCGUGAACCUCCCCCCGGCCUUCGUGCAGACCUUCCUGGGCGGCCCCGAGCUCGUGGGCGCUGGGUCGACGAUCCUCGAGCUGUCGUGGGAGACGGUGGACGGUUACGUCCAGCGCGUGUGCGUGGGCUGGAUCGGCGGCCUCGUCAAGGACGGAGCGCUGCGGAGUGAUGUGGUUGAAGUGCCGGCGGAGUUGGCGCGCUGUGUUGGGCUGCAAGAUCACCUGGAGAAGGCACCGCAGACGUUCAUUGGCGUUCAUGUGGUGGACGCGCUGCCCAUUGCUCGGCAGGUGAACGUGGAGCCCUGCACGCCGGACGACUGGGAGCUCAUUCAGCUGCAUGCGGGCGCUAUCGAGACGGAACUGCUGCGACAGAUGUGUGUGGUCAAUGACAAGCAAGUGAGUCCGAUCUGGAUCAACCAGAACACGCUCAUUCGAGUCCGCGCGUCUCUCCCCGUUGGAAUGGAGCACGCGCGAUUGACGCCGAUAUCUGAGGUCAUUGUGGCCCCCAAAGAGCGCCAAGUGCAAGAACAAGAGCGCGGUCUGAGCCCCGAUUUGUACUAUGAGCAGUCGUCGCCACUGCUUGUCCAGGAAGAUAUCGGUACACUACAAAACGAUACGGUCGAUGAACUGUGGGUCCACCCAGAAACUCUAGCUAUGCUCGACGGUGCAAUCAUCCCCGAUGCUCCUUCGGAUGCCCAACAAGCUCCUGUAGUCGCGUUGUGGAGCCCGGAAUCUAAAUCUCCUGCGAGGACGACUCCUGAAUCAAACGAGCAAGGUGAAAACCCACGAGCUCAACCGACAUGCUGCUAUGUUGCGAAACUAAAGGCAUCCCACGAAGUUAUCCGAGGUCAUGUGGUGCUCAACCAAGGUGCAAGUGCUAGCCUGGGCGUCACUGCGAACCAAUCCGUCCACCUGCGCGUGCUGAAGCUGCCGGAGCUUCCCCCUGCUUCGGUGACGUUGUUCACCAUUCCCGAUGGUACUGACGGCGAAUACUCUGUCUUGGCGAACCGCAUUCAGCAGGCAUUUUUGCGGCGGAGUAGCUCCGCCGACCGCAGCCAUGUCGUGAGCUCUGGAUCGGUUCUUCGCCUUCAGCUGGAUAGUGGCGAAAUUGUUCAUACAAUUGUUGAGGUCCAGUAUGACACAGAGGAGACCUUUAGCGCUGAGCAACUGAAAGGCGUUCCAGUCGGGGCGUUAGAGAAGUACACUGUGCUGGGUGGGAGCAACGGCGGCAAUAUCCUAUCGUUAAACCAAGUCACUGUUCAAAACGCAGCUGGAUCCCAACAGCAAGUCUUAGUGAAGAUGCGCUCCAAGGCUCCAUCAGUCAGCGCGUUGAACCUUUCAGUUCUGGAGCUAUCACGUGGAGCAAAGGCGUACUCGUCACUAAUGAAGGCCGUUCGCCCUGUACUGUUUCGAGAUGCUUCAGCCGCGCGAGUACUGCUGGGAACGAAACCCCCUGGCUACGCUUUGGCGCAUGGAGAGCGAGGCAGUGGCAAGUCAACAAUGCUGCGGGCCUUAGUACACGAAGUACAGACAUCGUCAAGAUUUGGAGCUUUUACGACGAUGGUAGAGUGCCGAAACUUGCGCGGACUCAAGAUGGAGUCGGUGAAGUCGCGGCUGAACGACGUGUUUGAAGAAGCGGCGGCUCACGCUCCAGCGUUAAUUGUCUUCGAUAAUCUGGACGCUCUAGUGCCCGAAGAGGACGAGUCUGCGGGUGCUGCCAACGAACAAUCUCGACGUAUCGCGGAGCUUCUUUUAGUGCUGAUGAACCAGAACUGCCAGCGGAUGUGGAGAGCAACGGCAGAGUUGAACGCGUCGUUCAAGCGUGAAUGUGAAGCUGUCAAGCGUUUGGCCGAGACGCAGAAGAAGAACGCAAGAAGGAAGCUCCUCGAAACUGUCGGCAACGCGAUGCAGAGCAAGAGCGUGGCUGUUGUUGCCGCUGCUCGAUCUGAUACAAGCAUCCACAAGACGUUGCGAGGCUGCGGGCUCUUCGACCGCCCCAUUCAAGUAACAUCGCCGGACGCUGAGCGACGGGAGACCUUGAUUCGCGAGAUGCUGCAGAUGAAGAUUGACAACGCAAACUCGACGGGGAAAGGAGCGAAGGAGUCGAGGCAAAUUGUCGUUGACCCCGCCAUUGACUUCGGCUUGCUGUCGUCCUUGACAGAAGGGUACAGCCUUCGGGAUUUAUCCAGUGCCACGGAUCGGGCUUUGCAUCAAAUGUUCAAGCGACACGCUCUGCUUCAACCCAGCAACAGUUCGGAGGUAAGUCACAAGGUGCAACAAAGCGACUUCGUCGAGGGGAUUGAGGACUUCCAGCCGACGGCACUGAUCGGGGUUGAUCUCUUCAAGAGCUCCAUCAAGUGGAGUGACGUUGGAGGCUUGCAGCAUGUACGAACAGUACUCAAGGAUACCCUGGAGCUCCCGACUCGCUAUGCAAAGCUGUACGACAACACACCGAUUAAGCUCCCGGCUGGAAUGCUGCUAUACGGCCCUCCUGGAUGCGGCAAAACCCUGUUGGCUAGUGCGGUGGCGCAUGAAUGUGGAUUGAAUUUCAUCAGCGUGAAGGGCCCCGAGGUUCUCAACAAGUACAUCGGUGCGAGUGAGCAAGCAAUCCGUGAUCUGUUCGCUCGUGCUGGAUCGGCUGCUCCGUCAGUGCUGUUCCUUGAUGAGUUCGACUCGAUCGCUCCCCGCCGCGGUGCCGAUAACACUGGGGUCACUGAUCGUCUGGUGAACCAACUGCUUACUUUCUUGGACGGCGUGGAGGCCCGAAAGGGUGUCUACGUGUUGGCUGCUACAAGCCGACCUGAUAUGAUCGACCCAGCUCUUCUUCGACCUGGACGCUUGGACAAGUCACUAUACUGCGGUUUUCCGAAUGAGGAGGAGCGUUUGGAUAUUCUUCGCGCGGUCUCCAAAGACAUGGAGCUCUCGGACGAGGCGCAGGAAUACCUUCCUGAGAUUGCCAGCGCUCCGAAAAGUGUGCACCUUUCAGGAGCUGACUUGCAAGCGAUCAUGUACUCAGCACAGCUGGAGCUUGUGCAUGAAAAACUCAACGGCGAUGGCUCAAGCUUGAUCACCAAAGCGCACGUCCAGACAGCGUUCGAGAACGCGAAGCCGUCGACGUCUGAGUCCGCGCGACUCCAGUUCGAGCGCAUGUACGCCGGCUUCUCCAAGGCUCGCAACACGGACUUCUCCGUCGCCGAAGCCGACGUGUCUGCCACCAGCGACUCGCUCAAGUCGCACGUCGCGCACCAACGCACCGCGCUUGCCUGA
This is a messenger RNA of Phytophthora sojae, 3321 nucleotides long. RefSeq lists its product as hypothetical. The record is from RefSeq and is a predicted model, not a curated record. The transcript is spliced from 13 exons. Gene Ontology annotation, molecular function: ATP binding; ATP hydrolysis activity. The coding region runs from base 1 to 3321 and encodes 1106 amino acids. NCBI's taxonomy places the organism in Eukaryota, Oomycota, Peronosporomycetes, Peronosporales, Peronosporaceae. Gene Ontology annotation, cellular component: cytosol; peroxisomal membrane; peroxisome. Gene Ontology annotation, biological process: protein import into peroxisome matrix.